This is a messenger RNA of Nicotiana tabacum (common tobacco), 1906 nucleotides long. The record is from RefSeq and is a predicted model, not a curated record. Lineage: Eukaryota; Viridiplantae; Streptophyta; Magnoliopsida; Solanales; Solanaceae.
CAUGAGGUUAAAAAUGAGAUGCGGUUUGUAGUGAAUGAUUCUAGGUUGCAGUUUGGCUUGGGUGAAUUUGUACUUGUUACUGGGUUGAAAUGUAAGGGUGAUACAAGUAUAAAGAGCAUAGCAGAGAAUAGGUUGAUUUCAAAAUAUUUUGGGACUGCAUCCGUGACAUUUGCCCAACUAGCAGACUGUUUUAAGAAGAAGAAAUGGGAAACGGAUGAUGAUGCGUUGAAGAUAGUAGUUCUGUAUUUUGUCAACAACUUCUUAUUUUCUAAACUCAAAACAAAGGCUAUUUCACGGUCUUACAUUGACUUGGUUGAGUCUGGUAAUUUUAAUAAUUAUCCCUGGGGUAUAGAUGUUUAUAAAGCUACAAUUGACUCGUGUUCCAACAAGUUUCAAGAUAAGCCUUCUUUUUAUAGACUUGGUGGCUUCCCGUUGGCUUUACAGACUUGGUUGUAUGAAUGUUGCCCAAGUUUGGAUGGUCACUUUGCUGAUCAUCUUGGAAACAACAAACUUCCACGAAUUUUGAAAUGGGUAGUCAUGGGUCAAAUCCCGAAUGAGCGAGUUGCUUUGCAAAUGUGUAGCUUGCAACGCAAGCAGCUAAAGAACAUCACCCCUGAUGAUGAGAAGAAACAAUUUGAUGUGCGUGGUCUAAGCUUUGAAAUUGAAGUUGAGUGCACUGACAGCCAACCCAGCCAGCCCGAUAGCUUUCAAGUUUUUGGCACUCAAUUACCAAAGACACAAAGUAUGCCUGAAAGUAGUGAAGGUGAUUCCCAACCUACCAAUGCUGAGGUAAUGAAGGAGUUACAAGCUUUGAAGCUUUUUAUAGAGAACAAGUUUGAGGAGGUGCUUGCAGCUAUUAGUAGGCAGUCAGUGAAACCAGAGGGAAAUUCAGCGCACAAGCAACAGGAUGAUGAUUUGCGUUCUGCCCCCUUCGUAAAUGAGCAUGAUUUUGGCUUGGAUUCUAACUUUGAACUAUCUGCAUCUGCAAUUGAUCAAAUCACCGCUAUUACACAACAAGCAACAUAUAAGCAGUCAUCUCAUGAUGUUAAAAAGUCGGGUCCUGCUCCGCUGCCAUCAGGAAUCCCUGUACAGACACGAGCAGAUGUUGUUAUUGAGUCUAAUACUGCUCCACAGGCAUGUCGGGUUGAUGGUGUUGGUCAAGUGGAUGUUGGUGGAAGUAAUGUGAAUUUGCCUUCUGGUAAUGUCUUCUAUAUAUAACUUUUCAUUCUUUUUUUCUAAAUUUCUUAACUUUGUAUAUUUAUUUAUUCACUAGCAUUUUCUAAUUUAAGCUCCAUGUCGACACGGGGGUGAUCUUCACUUGGAUUCUGAUUUUGAAUAUACUGAUUCUCAACUUGAUCUAAUUGCUGCCAUUACACAAGGAGGGAGACGUAAUGUAAAUCAAUCUGGAAAUGAUCUGACAACUCGUGCUGUAAAUAAGUCUAAACCUGAUCAGUCGGUAUCAAGAAAUAUUGUUCAGAUACAAACAGAUGUUGAAACUACUCCUGCAGUUUUAACACGGAAAAGGCGCCCCGCAGCUGUAAAACAGUCACCGUAUAGGAAUGACUGGCAAUCUGGUGUUAGUGCAGUUGGGGGAUCCUCGAAGGUUAUCAAAGGAAGAUUUCCAUUUGUAAAUGACAUUUCAGAGACGGUUGAUUUUAAGCUUACGACUGCAUUCUCAAACUUUGUUGAAGCAAAUAUGCAAUUGGGAGAGGAAGUGUAUUUACCUGAUGAUCAAAAGCUAGAGCCUUGUUUUGACUUUGAAGUUGAACAGAUUGAUGAUAAGACGUUUUUCCAUAACUUAAACUAUUCUGGCAGGCCGCUCUCUAGUUCGAGAUUGUGGAGUAUAUGUUGAUUGCUUUGCAGAGUAUAUUAUUGAAUAUCUUCCAAUCCCUGUUGCCAAUUUUGA